Molecule: messenger RNA, 375 nt
Organism: Rotaria sp. Silwood2
Lineage: Eukaryota; Metazoa; Rotifera; Eurotatoria; Philodinida; Philodinidae
Source: the annotation of a GenBank genome assembly
AUGUUUGAUGUAUUACAAUCUGCCGAAACAGUAUAUUACGAUGCUGAACAAGGAUAUACACCAAAUCAUAGCAUAUCACGAGACGACAAAGAACAGUCUGAUAUAUUUCAAAGUUUAGCUAAACAAACUGAUCUGUCGACAGGCACUUCUCAUAAUCUUACUAGAAGCAUUAAAUUAGAACGAUUGCCUAUCAGUUCAUAUGUUGUUGAUGAUCAAAGCAGUACAGGGGGUCAACAAUUAACAUUUGCUGCUCAACUAGAUACAUCACAUCGUCGAAAAAGAAUGCUCUUAUAUGGACUUUUUUUAUUCAUUGCUGUUGUUGUUAUAACUGCGGUUACUGUUACUUUGGUUUUAGUCUUACGAACUCAUAAAUAG